AAAUCUUAAAGAGGUCUCUCAAAUAAAAUAAAAAUAAAAAGUCUUUGAAAAUUCCAAGCCCAGUUGACUGCUCCGGCGACUGACCACAGCCUAAGGAAAAUGAAGCCUCCUUACGGUGCCCUCCUCCCCGUAGAACUUCUCUUCUUCCCUUCUCCUCCUCUUAUUCUCCCCAAACCCUAACAUUAAUCACAUCCUCCAAUCUCUCCCUCUCUUCCCUCAAUCAUGGAACCUAUUCUCCAAGCCCUGAUCGCCGCCGCCGGUAGCUUCUCCGCCAUCUCCCUUCUAUUCCUUGUCGUCCUCUUCUUCUGUCGCAGCCGUCCACCUAAGCCUCCUCCCCCUUUCCUCUCCAUCUCCUUUCCCACCCCUUCCUCCGCCCUUCCGCUCCCUACCCGCGAGCACAGCUUUUCCUUUGAUCCCUCCCUCCCCUACAUCUCCCUCUCCGAUCUGGAAACCGCCACCAAAAACUUUUCCCCUGAUCGCAUCCUCGGCGACGGUGGAUUUGGCUUUGUCUACAAGGCCAUCUUCCCCUCCGGCGCCCCCGUCGCCGUCAAACGUCUUUCCCCUGACCUCGCUCCCUUCCAAGGCUUUCGAGAAUUUCGCGCCGAGAUGGACACCCUCGCCCGCAUCCACCACCCCAAUCUCGCCCGCCUUCUCGGAUACUGCAUCGCCGGCUCCAACCGCCUCCUCAUCUACGAAUUCCUCCCCGGAGGCAGCCUCGACCAACGUCUCCAUGACCCUGACCCCGACUAUUUUCCGCCGCUCACCUGGUCCGUCCGCCUCAGCAUCCUCCGUGGCGUCGCCGCUGGCCUUGCCUUCCUCCACGAGGGAUGCCGUCCCAGCAUCAUCCACCGCGACAUCAAGGCCAGCAAUGUCCUGCUUGACGGCGAGUCUGUUGCCCGGAUCGCGGAUUUUGGAUUGGCGCGUUUGGUGGAAUCGUCUAGAUCGCACGUAUCGACACAGGAGGCGGCGGGGACGGUGGGAUACAUGGCACCGGAGUAUAGGGAGGGGGUUACGGCGGUGACGGCAAAGGGCGAUAUCUACAGCUUUGGGGUAUUGGUGAUGGAGGUGGUGACGGGAAGGAGGCCGAGCUGGCCAGUGAAGACGGAUGAUGGUGGAGAGAUAGGGCUGGUUAAGUGGACCAGGGCGAAGUUUGAAGAGGGGAGGGAGAUGGAGAUUUUGGAUCCUUUGAUGGGGAAGGAAGCGGUGGCGGAGACGGAGGUGAAGGGGCUGUUGGGAGUGGCUUACAGGUCUACCGAGGAGAGGCCGAGUAGUAGACCGUCCAUUGGAGAGGUGAUUAAGCUUUUAGAUAGCUUUUGACGGAGGCCAUUACCGACUUCACCUGUUUCUUUAUUUGUGCUACAGAUUGGGUUGGAAUGAAUUUCCGAGAUGAUGGGUUGUGAUUUGUCCCACAACUAGCUUAGCUUUUAUUCCUCCGUUUAUUAGUCAUUAAGGGUACAUUUUUUUCAUAGUUAUACGUUAAAGUUGAUAUAUUUGUGCCUUAUUGGAAGGAUUUGUUUUCCUGCCCAACUUAGUAUAGGGUUGUAUAAA
Phalaenopsis equestris is the source of this 1548-nucleotide messenger RNA. Its product is annotated as leucine-rich repeat receptor protein kinase EMS1. The record is from RefSeq and is a predicted model, not a curated record. The transcript has a single exon. Bases 223 to 1317 code for a protein of 364 amino acids. Lineage: Eukaryota; Viridiplantae; Streptophyta; Magnoliopsida; Asparagales; Orchidaceae. Gene Ontology annotation, molecular function: protein kinase activity; ATP binding. Gene Ontology annotation, biological process: protein phosphorylation.